UAGUACUAGGUUUUUUUUGUUGUUCUUUAUCGUGAAAGGCGUAACGAGCCUUUCGCUUCGUACAGGCUCCCAUUUGGACUGGUCGUAAACCAAACGAACGGUUAUUAUUGAAAAAGCGACCAUCGAAGUUUAGCAGAACCCGUCCGUAGCAAAAUCGCUCAGGUAGCAGAGCGAAUACUAGCUAAAAAAAAGGGAUAAGGUUGACGUUGGGAGCCCGAAAAAUGUUCGAGCUGCUGAAUCGAUUUCAUUCAUAGCUCGGUGUUUCAAGCGAUCGGAACGGGUUUUGGUUGGUUGGCUGGUGGGAGCUUUUAUUUCACAAGUGAUUUCCCCUGAGGGUCACAUCGAUUAAUAAGGGGUGAUUGGAAGCAUCAGUUUUGCGAAGAAAUUUGCAACAGGAUCCAACUGGUGGCACACCAAAUAGUGUAAUGAAUGUGAUUAAAUUUAAACUUCCAGUUAGCUUUGAGCCUAAGUGCAAGGUGUACCGCAACCGGCGAAGGAUUCCUCGCAGCGCCCAUACUACACCGGACACGUUGUUCAGUGUGUGCGAGUUGGUUCUCCGGAAGUUGCUGGGUAGUCGAGUUCCACGCAGAAAGUUCUGGCCAACCGUGCUGUCCUUGCUGCCCGGAUCGGAGUCACGACGGAUCAGUGUGCGACAUCAGCUGGAGUGCCCACAGGAUUUCAACGUCCAUCUUAGGUCCAGCGUAAACUAUGCCAACCAUUGGAGCCUACUGACGGAAUCUCUGCGGCAUGAACCGCGUUGGCCCCGGAUACGCAUCGGUGAUCCAGCACGCAACCGGAUUACUCGCCUUCACCAGGACUACCCAUCGCAGCACAUCUGGCAGAUUCGGCCCUAUGACAUGCUGACCAGUGCGUUUAUCGUUCGCACCGCAGCAAAAAUUGCCUCAUUGGAACAACAGCGCUCCCAAGGCAGGUUUCGCACAGGGCGUACGGUUUCCUCCUUAACCGCCACCACUAUCACCACCGCGACCUCCUCUACCGGGCGACGACUGAGCCGGGACCGAUCGAUCGAUGUGCCGGACGAUGACCAAGACGACCAGCAGCUGGUGCAACAGUUACAGUGUCAGCAACUAAUGGUAAUUGGCAAGCGUACGACCGGAAGUUACGAGCUACGACUGAAUAGUGUAUCGGUUAAAACCCCCCGACACAAGAGACCCACACGCUAAGGGAUGACGCACGACAACCACACCCGUUCCGCUUUCGUUUUGUCGUCGGACUUACCUGCACUACUACUAUCACAGAAUCAUUUUGUAAUGGACCGUAGAUGUCCUCGUUGAGAACAGUCUGCAGGUCAUUGUAGCGGUGUAUCAUGCGCAGGAUGUCGCUGAUGUUGGCCGUCCGGGGCCCUUCUCCUCCAAAGUGUGUACCAUUUUGACCUGCAAAGGGAAAGGGAACUUUUGCAAUUAAGGCAAAAUGCUAAAUAAAGAGAGCCGCGAAAAAACCUAAAAUUCUAA
This is a messenger RNA of Anopheles funestus (African malaria mosquito), 1472 nucleotides long. RefSeq lists its product as uncharacterized. The transcript is spliced from 3 exons. Bases 426 to 1184 code for a protein of 252 amino acids. Lineage: Eukaryota; Metazoa; Arthropoda; Insecta; Diptera; Culicidae. The record is from RefSeq and is a predicted model, not a curated record.